Molecule: messenger RNA, 4086 nt
Organism: Carassius gibelio (silver crucian carp)
Lineage: Eukaryota; Metazoa; Chordata; Actinopteri; Cypriniformes; Cyprinidae
Product: zinc finger protein 319-like
Exons: 3
Coding region: 283-2052 (589 amino acids)
Source: RefSeq, a predicted model, not a curated record
GGGCUGGUCGUAGAGGUCCGAUGCGUCACGUUUAUUUGGGCCUUCUGCAUCCCACUGGCAGGGAAGCGCCCGAUUUUUUCCCCUCCCUGCCUUAAAACGUCCUGUAUAUAUUUAUUCCAAGCGUGGAUCUUCGGGAAAACAAGGUACCAAAGGAAAAACGCGACGCAAAGUAUGCAUUUGGAGACUACUCUUUGCCGUUUACUGGAGGAAAUUUCAGACACCUCCCCUUGGGAUUGGUAUUUAAUGUCCCAAAGUGCUGAUCCCUGAAAGCUGAAUUUAUACAUGUACAGUGGAAGAAUGACAGAAGCAUGGCAACAGCAACAUGCAGUGGCCCCUCCUCCUGUUGGGCAUCUCCUUUUACAAGGGGCAGAGAAUGCUUUGGGCAGUGCUGCAUAUGGUAUUGUCCUACAGGCAGACCCUGCUUUACAGCAGCCACAGCUCAGCCAGCAUGCACAGCAGCACCCGUUGCCAGCUCAGCAGCCUCAGCUGCAGGUGGGAGGUGAAGGUGGCCACAAAUGCGGUGCGUGUGGCCAUGAUAUUUCGCACCUGGCCAAUCCACAUGAGCACCAGUGCAUGGUCAAUCAGGACCGUUCCUUCCAGUGCACCCAGUGCAUGAAGAUCUUCAACCAAGCAACGGAUCUUCUAGAGCAUCAGUGUGUCCAGGUUGAGCAGAAGCCAUUUGUGUGUGGUGUGUGCAAAAUGGGAUUCUCCCUUCUUACGUCUUUGGCACAACAUCAUAAUGAGCACACCACUGGAAACAAUCCAAUGAAGUGCUCUAUUUGUGAAAAAACAUACCGCCCAGACUCCUCUUCUAACCCUCAGCAGCCCUCUACUGCUGAGACGUCCAGUGAUGGGGCAGCCAUGGGUUCCUCUUCCUCUACAGCUUUCCAGGACUCUGACCGUCCAUAUAAGUGCUCUGUGUGCAAUAAGGCAUUUCGUCACCUUUCGGAACUCUCACGUCAUGAAAGAGUGCACACGGGCGAGAAACCCUACAAGUGUGACACUUGUGAGAAGAGUUUUAGUCAGGCUUCUCAUCUGGCGCACCACCAGCGCACUCACAGUGCUGAUCGCCCGUAUAAAUGUGCCGUUUGCGAAAAGACCUUCAAGCACAGGCAGCACCUGGUACGGCACAUGUACGCUCACUCUGGUGAGCACCUUUUCAAGUGUAACCUCUGCGAGCUUCAUUUCAAGGAGUCAUCCGAACUGCUGCACCACCAGUGCCAGCCAGCUGGAGAGCGCCCCUUCCGCUGCACAGCAUGCGGGAAAAGCUUCAAGCGGCCCUCAGACCUGAGGCAGCACGAGCGCACCCACUCCGAAGAGCGGCCUUUCCAGUGUGAGGAGUGUCAGAUGAGCUUUAAGCAGCAGUACGCACUUGUUCGCCACCGCCGUACGCACAAAAACCCGGCAGAUCGCCCUUUCAAGUGCAAUCAGUGUGACAAAGGUUUCCUGCAGCCUUCCCACCUACUCUACCACCAGCAUGUCCACGGCAUCGAGAGUCUGUUCAAAUGUGCCGCUUGUCAAAAGGGCUUCAGACAAUCCGGGGAACUUCUCAGACACAAGUGUACAGAAUCGAACUCCGGAUCGAAUGCCGUGGAGAAGCCGUACAAGUGUGACGUGUGUGGGAAGGGCUACAAAAAGUCGUCAACGUUACAGAGGCACCAGAACUCCCAUUGCACCGAAAAGCCGCUGAAGUGCUCGCUCUGCGGCCGCCGCUUCCAGUCCUCGUCUGAUUUUGUGCAGCACCGAUGCGACCCUGCUCGGGAGAAGCCGAUGAAAUGCGCGGACUGCGAGAGGCGCUUUAAAUACUCAUCCGAGUUGCAGAGACAUCGAAGAGUCCAUACAGGAGAGAAACCCUUCAAGUGUCCCACCUGUGACAAGGGAUUCAAACAGCGGGAACACUUGGCUAAACAUGGAAUUGUCCACUCCCGUGAAGCCCAGUUCAAGUGUGUCUGGUGUGGAGAGUGUUUUGGAGAGCUUGGAGCCCUUCAAGAACAUACAGUUCAACACACUGCAGAAGGAGGGGGCUAUCCUGCGUCCUCGUGCAUAGAGUAGUUACAGUCUUACCAAGCGAAAAUAUACUCUGCUUGCUUUAGCAACAUUGCAAUUUACUUGCAUAUAUUAAGUGAAAUUGUGCAUUUUAUACAUCCCACAAGCAUUGCAGUACUUGUUGGACUGGUAAGGAACUACAUAAAGUGUCAGCUUGUAGAAGUCUCAGUGUACCUCUGGGUAGAUAUUGGCAACAUUGGGUUUACUCCACAGACAGAAACUUGCCUCAGUUCUGUACCAGACACACAGACGAACAUAACCACACGUAAAUGGUUGCUACACAAUAAUAAGCUUGUAAAAAGGAACAAUUUUGUUCCAUGUGCAACUCUGUAUGCUUAAGACUGGUGUUUCCAACAAAGGAAAAGCUGAUCAGUUUUUAAAAGAACUAAAUAUUUAGUUUGAAUUCUGCUUUAUAUCUAAAUUCAGUCUAUCUAAAACAAGAAGUAAAUGCAGUAGUACAGCUACCAGUAACAGCUUUUCCAGAAUGACAUAAAUUGGUAUGCAAAAUGUUAACAACCUGGGUCUGCUUUUUGGUCUUCAUACGAUUGACCACAACUAGAUGUUUCAUUGCAUGGAUUUUGUUUAUUAUUAUUAUUAUUAUUAUUUUAUAAUUAUUUGGCCUUGUAACUUUUAAAUUAACUGCCUUCCUGUAUCUCCAUCUCAUGCUUCCAUGUUAGCUAUGGAACUUGAACACUGUAUGGCCAUCUGGACAAUAUACAGUAGUGAUUGUAUGUAUUCGUAAUGUAUAACUCCCAUCACCUAACCCAUACUGUAACAGGGUACAUGUAUGCAUGAAUAGCCUAAAUAAUUUAUUUAGUUGGUUGUAAUCUGUCAUUAGUGCAAACAGCGAUGUUAACUUCUAGGCAAAGGACUACAAGAGAAAAAAAAUUAUAUUAGCCAUUCUUUUUCUCUAGAGCAUUUUGACUGAUCUCUAACAAUGGGGCAAUAGUUUGCAAGCAGUUCCAAGAGUGAAUUUACAGUAGUACAACGAUUUACGGUUCUAUUUUAACUGCCAGGCAACAGAACAACCGUGAAGUAUUUUUGUUUGAAAAUUGCAAAAAGGUGCUGUUGCGUUAGCUAAACAACGCUGUAGAAUUUGUUAGUUAUCUGUACAUGGAUGUUUUGUAUCGCUUCAACAUAAGUACAGUGCUAGGAUUUAAUAUCUGUUUGUGUAUCAUCAUCAUACUGUAGACUGUGCAUGUGAUUGUUUCCUCUUGUGAGGAUAUGUUGGUUUUGUUUUGGUGGAUUAUUAUUUUGCCAUAGACUACUUGUUCAGUUUCUUGGCCACAGAUUCUUUCUUUGCUUUCUGUUUAGAAACAAAAUGCCAUGAAUCAUUUGGUAGUUCAUUUUGUGCUUUCCUAAUUGGAUCCAUUAACAGUAGAACCUUCAUUUUGGGUUGAAAUACUGAACAAGAGGUAGAUGUGCAAAUUGCACAGCUGCUUUUGUAAUUAUAAAAAAAAAAAAACAUUUUAAACAAAUUCAAGAGUACAAUAACGUUAUAUGUUUAAAAGAACAUAAAAACACAGUAUUAAGUAGUAAACCUCUUAAAAUGAAGUGUAUAAAUGUCUAAGCAUAUUAAUUGAAUCCAUAUUAAUUAUACAUUCUAUGUUCCUAACAGCUUGAAUGUAAAUUUGCAAACAUUUCUUUGCCCCUUUCGAUGCAUCUUUAAGCCUUUGUAACAUUAAUGGCUUAUGUGUCAGUAUUGUUUGUUCUGUUACAGAUUUGUGUACUCCUAUUUUCAUGUGCAUUAAAUGCAGGGACUGAAUGGUGUCGUUGCUUGUGAAGCAAUAUUUUUGAUGUCGAGACUAUUAGCGGGUUGAAUAAAAUACGUUUUUUUUUCCCAGCAAAAAUAGAGGUUAUCUCACCAUCUAGCGUUUCCUCCUGUAUGUCACCCAAUCCAUUCCUUUAAAUGUCUUUGUUUCUAGAUAAGGUAGUGAAGAAACUCAAAUUGUAAAUUGCCGUUUGUGUGUUUCUUCCAUUCUCACAAAGGUGUGGCAUGUCAUAACUACAAGGCAUUUUAAAAUUAAAUGUUUGUAAACA